Messenger RNA from Pogona vitticeps (central bearded dragon), 4532 nucleotides. The record is from RefSeq and is a predicted model, not a curated record. NCBI's taxonomy places the organism in Eukaryota, Metazoa, Chordata, Lepidosauria, Squamata, Agamidae.
CGGAGCUUCCAGUCGGCCGACGAGGGCGGCAUCCCCUCCCCACCUCCAGGACAGCGUGGAGGGGAGGAAAAGCCGGCAGGGCCUGACGAGACAAGCCGGGGAAGGGGGCUCUGGAUUCUGCUAAGUCGCUCUCCGCCCCUCCCUCUUCUUCCCAUUUCUUCAUUUCUUUCUUCAUCCGCUGCUCGCGCGAAGGUUGGACUCGUCCGAGCUUCCCCAAGGCUGGGACCGCCGGGAAAGCAACUCCACAAGCCCUGGACUGUUCUGGAUCGGAGCUUCUCUUGCUGUUGCUGCUUCCCCACCCCCUCCAUCGGCCCCGGACAAAUUAGAGCGAUCAAAGAAGAGGGGCUCCAUUUGCUGUCUCGUUCGGCGCCCAGACGCACUGGGGAAGCCCUCUUGGCUAAGAGUCGAGAUCUCUCUCCGCAGUCAAAUCAGCGGAUAAGCAAACUGAAACAUAGCAUAUCCAUUUGGAGGAAAAGGGAAGAGAAGCUAAAACCAAUACGAAUAGCCAAGAUGGAUCACUUGGGGACAUAGAAGAAGCCUCCCCAAAUUGUGGAAAGCAUUAAAAUAAUAUGUGGGAGACUGUGGACUCCAUGCUUCCAACAUAGGACCAGGACCAAGUUGGGACUCUCCACUUCUGAGAGAAUGCUGGGAAUGUGCAGAGGGCGACGGAAAUUCCUGGCUGCCUCUCUGACUCUACUUUUUGUUCCUGCAAUAACCUGGAUUUAUCUGUUUGCUGGAAGCUUUGAAGAUGGAAAGCCAGUGUCAUUGUCUCCAGUUGAAUCCCAGCCCCACAGCCCUCGUUACACAGCCACAAGUCAACGGGAAAGAGAGAGCUUGGAAGUCCGCAUGCGGGAAGUGGAAGAGGAAAACCGGGCACUUCGCAAACAACUCAGCUUGGUGCAGAGUCGGGGCCUGGCCCAUCGUCGAGGCAAUCACUCAAAAACUUACUCCAUGGAAGAGGGGACAGGGGAUAGUGAGAACCUGCGGGCAGGCAUUGUGGCAGGGAACAGCUCUGAGUGUGGACAGCAACCAGCGGUGGAAAAGUGUGAGACGAUCCACGUUGCCAUUGUCUGUGCUGGAUACAAUGCAAGUCGGGAUGUUGUCACACUUGUCAAAUCAGUUUUGUUUCAUAGACGGAACCCUCUUCACUUCCACCUCAUUGCAGAUGCCAUUGCAAAGCAGAUCCUGGCAACCCUUUUCCAGACUUGGAUGGUUCCAGCAGUGCGCAUAGACUUCUAUGAUGCUGAUGAGCUGAAGUCUGAAGUAUCCUGGAUACCCAACAAACACUAUUCUGGCAUUUAUGGGCUGAUGAAGCUGGUACUGACAAAGACUCUCCCUGCCAACCUUGAACGAGUCAUUGUACUUGACACAGACAUUACCUUUGCUACAGACAUUGCUGAGUUAUGGGCUGUCUUUCACAAGUUUAAAGGACAGCAGGUUCUUGGCUUGGUGGAAAACCAGAGUGACUGGUAUCUGGGAAAUCUCUGGAAGAACCACCGGCCCUGGCCAGCUCUUGGUAGAGGUUACAACACAGGGGUCAUUCUGCUGCUUUUGGAUAAAUUGCGCAAAAUGAAAUGGGAGCAGAUGUGGAGGCUCACAGCUGAAAGAGAGCUAAUGAGCAUGCUCUCCACCUCAUUGGCUGACCAGGAUAUUUUCAAUGCAGUCAUCAAACAGAAUCCCUUCCUUGUGUACCAGCUUCCCUGUUUCUGGAAUGUGCAAUUAUCAGACCACACUCGCUCAGAACAAUGCUACAGGGACGUGUCUGAUUUGAAGGUCAUCCACUGGAAUUCACCGAAAAAGUUGAGAGUAAAGAACAAGCAUGUUGAAUUUUUCCGCAAUCUUUAUCUGACAUUCCUGGAGUACGAUGGCAACUUGCUGAGGCGGGAACUCUUUGGAUGUCCCAGUGAAGCUGAUGUCAACAGUGAAAAUCUCCAGAAACAGCUGUCUGAGCUGGAUGAAGAUGACAUGUGCUAUGAGUUUCGACGUGAACGUUUCACUGUCCAUCGGACUCACCUAUACUUUCUGCACUACGAGUAUGAGUCUACCCCAGAUAACACCGAUGUGACAUUGGUGGCUCAGCUGUCAAUGGACAGACUCCAGAUGCUUGAAGCCAUCUGUAAACACUGGGAAGGCCCAAUCAGCCUUGCACUCUAUCUUUCUGAUGCAGAGGCGCAACAGUUUCUGCGUUAUGCUCAAGGCUCAGAUGUCCUUAUGAGCCGGCACAAUGUUGGAUACCACAUAGUGUACAAGGAAGGUCAAUUCUAUCCAGUGAACCUCCUGCGGAAUGUGGCCAUGAAACAUAUCAGCACACCAUACAUGUUCCUGUCAGAUAUUGAUUUCUUGCCCAUGUAUGGGCUUUAUGAGUACCUCAGGAAAUCCGUUGUCCAGCUGGACUUAGCCAAUACAAAAAAGGCUCUCAUUGUGCCUGCUUUUGAGACCCUCCGCUAUCGCCUUUCUUUUCCGAAGUCAAAAGCAGAGCUGUUGUCUAUGUUGGAUAUGGGGACCCUCUUCACAUUCAGGUAUCAUGUCUGGACAAAAGGGCAUGCGCCAACAAACUUCGCUAAAUGGCGAACAGCUACCACGCCAUAUCGAGUUGAGUGGGAAGCAGACUUUGAGCCAUAUGUCGUGGUAAGGCGGGACUGCCCAGAGUAUGACCGAAGAUUUGUUGGAUUUGGCUGGAAUAAAGUUGCCCACAUCAUGGAACUGGAUGCACAGGAGUAUGAAUUCACAGUACUGCCGAAUGCUUACAUGAUCCACAUGCCGCAUGCUCCCAGCUUUGACAUCACCAAAUUCCGCUCCAACAAGCAAUAUCGUAUCUGUCUCAAAACCCUCAAGGAAGAGUUCCAGCAGGAUAUGUCGCGCCGCUAUGGCUUUGCAGCACUAAAAUAUCUCACGGCCGAGAACAACAGCUAGCACAACAAGGACUGGAAAACAGACUUGAAAGGAGGAGCCAUUUCAUGUGUGCACCCCCAGUCCUUUAGCCUGGAACUGAGAGACACCUUUGUUUUUGUUUUUUAAAACCACAUCAAGCAGUUCUAACAGUAGAGAUUUGGAACAAGAUGUCUCUGGACUUACGCUCAGAAGCCGCCACUCGCCCACCACCCUCAGGCCUUUGGUUUUAUUGCCCACAAGGUGUGAAUACAUGGGUCAAGGGAAGCCGUGCCCACAUCCAUUGGCAGCACACAGGGUGGUUGGAACUGUGGGGAGUGCAUAUUUGUUCUUACAAAUGCACAGCAAAAAACAGAUCUUCUUUGGAAUAUAGGCUUUCAUGUUGCUAUUUAAUAAUUCCACAUUUUUAAAAAAAUAUAUAUGUAAAGGAAGAUCUUCAGGUCACAGUCCUGUGAAUUAACAGGGUGGGGGCUACUUCUCCCAAAAGGGAAUUUGCAUCGUAAAACAGAUGUUGUCUGGCUGUUGUCUGCCAGAGAAGAACACUGUAAAGCAGGAUGAAUCAGAUUUCCCUAGUCAGAGGAAGAGGAACUGUAUCUAAUAAAUGUGAUUUCUGGAAAAUUAUCUAUGGAAACAGUCACUGUAUUACUGUGUCAGCAUUUCUGUGGCAUUUCACAUGCUCAUUUCUCUAAUGCUGCAAAGAUGGACUCUUCUCCAACUCCCCACCACUGCCACCGGCUUUGACCAUGCCCCUUUCUUUCUUUAAUCUAAAUUACACCCUUUUGCGUUUCAUGUUCAUUCCUAGCUCAGCCAUUCACCCAAGAAGAUCUGUGCUUUUAGUGUUUUGGGAAGGGACUGCUAGCGUAAGCUCUGUUCCCAGUUGAGAAGGGUUUGUCCAUGUAUCUCCACUGAAACAAGUGGCCAGAUUUGAAUUCUACCAAUUAUUUAAGAUAGAGAGAGAGGGAGGGAGGGAGGAAGGAAGGAAGGAAGGAAGGAAGGAAGGACGGACGGACGGACGGACGGACGGACGGACACAGAUUGGUCAAUUUUAGCAAGGGGUGAAUUGCAGUCCAUGGGCUCUUCUGUUGCACACCUGCCUGAUUUUUUAAAAAGACCCUGCACAUUUGUGUGCAAGCAGACACCAGCACCAAGUAGGGUGUCUGAAAUGUGACCGUUAGGACUCAGUAGCCACAAGGUGCUACAAAUGCUUGAGAAAGUACUCCAGUAAAGGAGUUUGUUGUAACAGAAGGGACAAAAUUAAAAGAAAAUUAAAAGGAAGUUAUAACAAACUUCCCAUGGAAGUGGGGGAGAAGAUAAUGUUUGCAGGGAUCUUGGUGAUGUUUGUUUGGACAUGGGUUUGUUCAGGUAUCUCUAGCGGGAUUUAAUUGACAGCCACUGCAACAGGUCGGAAUAUAUGACAAGUGUAGCUGAGGAAUGUGAACAAGCAACAGACACAUCCACCCAACCAGACACUGGAUGUUUUAUUAUUUUCUUUAUUUCUUCAGUAUUAAUGUUGUGUUUACAUGGAUGGAGAAGAUGAGGUUUAAUGCACUACCCUUAUUUGGGGCUACUUGUACUUGGUUGCAAUGUUACUGAGAGAGAAGAAUUUGAAUAAAUGAGAAAUAUGUCUCUCUUCCUUCCCUGGA